Molecule: messenger RNA, 1849 nt
Organism: Nymphaea colorata (pocket water lily)
Lineage: Eukaryota; Viridiplantae; Streptophyta; Magnoliopsida; Nymphaeales; Nymphaeaceae
Product: phosphatidylserine decarboxylase proenzyme 1, mitochondrial
Exons: 12
Coding region: 290-1606 (438 amino acids)
Biological process (GO): phosphatidylethanolamine biosynthetic process
Cellular component (GO): mitochondrion
Molecular function (GO): phosphatidylserine decarboxylase activity
Source: RefSeq, a predicted model, not a curated record
UCCUGACCGCGCCAUGACCGUGUCCAAUCGGCGGGUAAAACGACCCCGCCAUAAAACCCUCUGCCUCCCUCCCUCCACCAUUCUUCGCGCCUUUCUUCUUCUCUGGCUCGUUGAACCUUCUCGUAAAUCCGGUCCCAUAAACCCAAGACCUCUCGAUCGACCAGUCGGUGUUCGAUCACUGAGAGGAGCAACAGCAAUCCUAGAACUUCAUUAAUCCACUUCCCAUUGCCCAGUGACCGAUCUCCAAAUCCCUAACCUUUCGUUUACGAUCUCUGUCGAGUUCGGGAGGAUGUGGUUUAGGGUUUACGCUAGGCUCGGGCACUUCCCGAACCAUUUCUAUCCUCGCGACCUUCGUGCAAGAAAGCCGAUCAAUGGCUUCGGGAGGAGAACCGUCACAAGCCGCGCGUCGUUCCAAACUGGAAGUGAACCCGAAGGGAAUUCUUUUCUUAUUCCUGGUGCAACGGUGGCCACCAUAGUGAUGCUUGGUCUUCUGCAUGCAAGGCGUCUUUAUGACGACAAGAAGAUGGAGGAGGCAAGAGAGAAAGGCGUUGACUUGGAGUUCUCCCCUGAUGUAAAAGCUGCUUUUUUGAGGUUGCUGCCCUUACGGACCAUUUCCCGCCUUUGGGGUCUCCUCACAAGUACAGAAAUACCAAUACCUUUUCGAUCGUUGGUAUACAAAAGCUGGGCUCGAGCAUUUCAUACAAAUCUUGAAGAAGUUGGUUUACCGUUGGAGGAAUAUGCUUCAUUACAAGAGUUUUUUAUACACUCUCUUAAAGAAGGCUCACGGCCUAUUGACCCUGAUCCAAAUUGUCUGGUUAGUCCUGUUGAUGGAAUAAUAUUGAGAUUUGGAGAGUUGCAAGAACCUGGAGAUAUGAUUGAGCAAGUGAAGGGAUUUUCCUAUUCUGCUUCUUCUCUUCUUGGCACAAAUCUUUCCUUUCCUCUUCUGGCUGCUGAUGAUGAAUAUGGAAAACAUAAUACUGCGGAAAACCGACAGAGUGCUAGUCCAGAAAAAAAUUCAUGGUGGCGAAUCUCACUGGCAUCACCUAGAGUUCGUGGUCCUGAUGUACUGAGUCCAGUGAAGGGGAUAUUUUACUGUGUCAUAUAUUUAAAGCCUGGAUACUACCAUCGUGUACACUCACCUGUUGAUUGGAAUGUGCUUCUUCGUCGCCAUUUCUCUGGUAAUCUUUUCCCUUUGAAUGAGCGCGCUACAAGAACAAUAAGAAACCUGCAUGUUGAGAAUGAAAGGGUUGUCCUGGAAGGUCAAUGGUUGGAAGGCUUUAUGGCCUUGGUAGCAAUUGGUGCGACAAAUGUUGGAUCUGUUAAGCUUUUCAUUGAGCCGGAGCUGAAAACCAACAGGCCAAGGAAGUUAUUGCAUACUGAGCCCCCUACUGAUCGCUUUUAUGAACCCAAAGGCACAGGAUUGUUACUGAAGAAGGGCGACGAGGUGGCAGCCUUCAGAAUGGGAUCUACAGUAGUUCUUAUCUUCCAAGCUGCUAGAUCAAGAUCUGAAGAUGGAGGGGCAUCUUCCGAGUUUAGGUUCUGCAUUAAUAGAGGCGAGAGGAUUCGUGUAGGUCAAGCCAUAGGAAGGUUGCACGGUUCUUCCUGAUUGCGGGGGACUGAUUUUUUUUGGUCUAUUGUGCAACCUCUCCUGAUUGUCCCGGUUUUUCAUGGUUUAGUUUGAUGUCUAUAGCGGUUCUGCUAAUUUUUAUGCGGAAACUCAAAUUGCUGAUUACGUGUAUAUCAGCGUCACUAAGAACGAUUUUUGAAUUGAAGUGGGCUUUCAAAAAGACUCACGAGUUGGCUAAACUGGUAUCACAUCCGAUUCGAUUGUUUUUCUUUUGCUCAAAAA